Rhopalosiphum maidis (corn leaf aphid) is the source of this 1701-nucleotide messenger RNA. Its product is annotated as tRNA modification GTPase GTPBP3, mitochondrial. Gene Ontology annotation, cellular component: cytoplasm; mitochondrion. The record is from RefSeq and is a predicted model, not a curated record. Bases 182 to 1639 code for a protein of 485 amino acids. The transcript is spliced from 8 exons. Lineage: Eukaryota; Metazoa; Arthropoda; Insecta; Hemiptera; Aphididae. Gene Ontology annotation, biological process: tRNA methylation; tRNA wobble uridine modification. Gene Ontology annotation, molecular function: GTPase activity; protein binding; GTP binding.
AAAAUCAGUAAAUCACAAUUCAUAAAACAUUGAAUAUGGAAAAAUAUAUAAAAUUAGUUUAAAAUGUUUAUUAAUUAAUAAUACAUGAUUAUGUUAAAUAUUAAAAUUCUUACAUUUUUCAUUUGUACCGUAGACGGAAUUGGACUACCUAUGAUAAUUUUUUAAUUUUGCAGCUAUCACGAUGAAUGGGAACUUCUAUCGGCUAGGAGUUAAUGUUGGUGUAACACAUAUAAGACUGAAGUCAACAAUCUAUGCACUCUCUUCAGGGCUUGGAAAAUGUGGUGUAGCUGUUAUCAGAGUAUCUGGUCCUCGUGCAUCUGAUGCUAUAUUAAACAUGACCCAUUUAAAAUAUUUACCAAAACCUAGAAAAGCUUGUUUGAACAAAAUUAUUGACCCAACUACUAAAGAACAAUUAGACAACGGAUUAUUACUUUGGUUUCCAGGCCCUAGAAGUUUCACAGGUGAAGAUUGCUGUGAAUUUCAAGUACACGGUGGUAGGGCUGUUAUCACUUCAAUUCUACAUGGUUUAUCAAAACUACCAAAUUUUCGACCGGCUGAACCUGGAGAAUUCACCAAACGUUCUUUUUAUAAUAACAAGAUGGAUUUAACUGAAGUAGAAGGUUUAGCCGACCUUAUAGAAGCUGACACUGAGUUUCAAAGAAAGCAAGCACUAAUGCAAUUAGAAGGUGCCUUGAGACAACUUUAUAGUUCUUGGAGACAACAUAUUUUAGAAAAUUUAGCUUAUGUCGAAGCUUAUAUAGAUUUCAGUGAAACUGAUAAUAUUGAAGACUUGGUAUUGGAAAAUGUUAAAGAAAAUCUAGAAAAACUUGCUAAAGAAAUUGAAAUGCACUUAAUGGACAACAGAUCGGGUGAACUUUUACGUGAUGGAGUCAAAGUGGCAAUAAUCGGAGCACCAAAUACAGGAAAGAGUAGUCUUUUGAAUUCAUUAUGUAGCAGGGAAGCAGCUAUAGUAACAGAUUUACCUGGUACAACUAGAGAUCCAAUUCAGGUGCCCCUAGAUGUGUCUGGUUACUCUGUUCUUUUGAUUGACACUGCAGGAAUUCGUUCCCAAACUGUAAAUUUGAUUGAAGACUUGGGAAUAAAGAAAUCUAAAGUUCAGGCCCAAAGUGCUGAUAUGGUAAUUCUAAUGGCUGAUGUUCAAUAUCUCUUAGAUGUAGAUAACAUAGAUUUGUGGCUUCAAAAUUAUGUAAAAAAUUUGAAAGUGCAGUAUGAUAAUUGUUUAGUAUAUGUGAAUAAAAUUGACACUGUGUCAGAUGACCAAAUGGUUCGACUUAAAAAAUUAUCACAAAAUUCUAACUGGACCGUGUGUUUUGGUUCAUGCAAAGUUAAUGAAGGUUUAUCAGAUAUGAUGAGAACAUUUAAAAGUCAUUUACAAAAAUUAUGUGGAAAUCCCAAUUUCGAACAUCCUCGAUGUACUCAAGCAAGACACAGAUAUUGUCUCUUAAAAGCAUUGAAUAGUGUUCAGAUGUAUCUCGAUAUUUCAAAGUCUGAUGAAAACAUUGAUGUUGCUGCACAGCAUUUACGUAAAGCAACAUUACAUGUAGGGAAAAUUACAGGACAUGUGUCGACUGAAGAAGUGCUCAAUGUAAUAUUUUCCAAAUUUUGUAUUGGUAAAUAAUGUGAUCAUAAUUGAUUAAUGUAUCAAUGUACCUCUUAUAUUAUAGUUUUAAUUUAGUACUA